AUGUUUGCGAUUGCUGUAUUAGUCCUUUUCAUUCGCUCCGUUGUGAGCUGCGAGGAACCAAGAUGUAAUGGAACGUCCUCGUUAUCAAACACUCGGUUACUGGGACAUGUGUUUCUCGUAAAAGGGACCGAUAACAUGGUAGGCUGCAUAAACAUAUGCGACAAACAAACACAGUGUCGAAGUAUAAACUUUGACUGGGUUAACUUUCUCUGCGAGUUAAACAAAGCCGAUGUCCAUAUUGCUCCCCAAAGUCUUAUUCCAGCCAAAGGAUAUGUGUACUUGGAUAAUCCAUGGCCAAAAAUCCAAUUGGUGAGUCACCGGAAAGUUGUAUUUUGAAAUAUUCAAAAAGGACUAUUUUUUGUUUUACUAAAUAGACCAUUGGGGCACUAACUUUUAAAAGCUAACAUCCUUAGCGUGUUUUCGUAAGUUCUCAUCGGGUUAUUCUUAUGGUCGAUUUUUACGGACGACUCUCUGAUGGAAUUGGCAUGUUUUACUUUUGCUGACUUACGUAACACGAGAACGUGAUCGUUCCCAUCAUCCCCUCGUUCGGGCCUCUCACUGUUUUGUGAUGCCCGCUCACCCUCGGAGAGGCGCCCUAAAGAAGCCUCUUCGUAGCUGAUAUAUGCCCACUCUGAAUGAAAUACAAGAGGGAAAUUUCGUUUAUUAAGUAACCAUGUAACCGUUUACAAGAGAAAUAAUGGCACAACAUCUGCGAAGCUCCAUUAUCAGUACGCUAUUCGUUUUCGAUGCUUUACUAGUUAUGCUUCCUCUCUCACUCUCUUCAGCAGUUCUCCUUCACUACACCCCACUUUUAACUAUAAAGCACCUACUGAUCAAACAUUCAUGCGCUACUCCCACUGGCUUGAAUCCGUGUGGCCCAUUGUCCUGGUUUUGAAUGUGUUUUAGGGGUAGCCUGGGGGUCAAUACGGGUCUAAAUUAUACUGGUUAGAUAAAAUUAUGCUGGCAUAAAUUUCCUGAUAAAAACAUCAAAGUAAUACUUAAUGUCCUGGUGCCAGCAUCAAGGCUUGGUAAUGCCGUCAUAAUAGUGAUGUUUAGGAACAUAAAUGUUGAUAAAAUUAUCCUGUGGUUGUACUUAUUUUCGUAAAACAUCAAAGUAAUGUGUUUACAAAAAAAAUAGCACGUAAAUCCCUGUCAAUUUUUACUAAAGUGGCCUUUGUGGUUCUGCUUUGUUAACCUGAUGUACACUUAAAAAGAAGAAGAAUUUUUUCAGGGACUUUCUUUGAAGGCUUUUUUUUUAAGGCUUAAAAGGUUUUAAAACUGUUUGAAAAAAAAAAAAAGAGUGAGGCUACAUCAAAGUUACUUUCUAUGCCCGUAAGUUACUGGCUCCCCAAGUGCGUUUCAUGCAACACCCAUAAGUUUGAGAGUUUUAUGCAACAUGGCUUCCAGGUCUUCAACAUGGCUUCCAGGUCUUCCAGUUCGGAGUCACGUCCCUUGAACUCUGAGCCAAGCAGACUCAGAAACCGUGACAAAAAUGCUUUCAGCCGAUUACGAAUUCGAAGUUCGCAGCUUUCCGACCUUUUGGCGCGUAGCUGUGUGGUUACGACAAAGAAAAGCAAAAACAAAGAAAUCUGAGGGCGAGGUAAAGCGACCCAAAAGCCAUCAACAGUUGUGAAGAAUGUGUCAAUCGAGUCAAAGAUAAGAGAAUAUAAAGAUGUCGAGCCAUUUUGCAAAUCGAGUGGCAAAAUGUUCUGCAGAGAAGAGCUGGCAUUAAAAGCCAGCAUUAUCAAGGGACACAUUGAUUCAUUGAAGCAUAAGGCAGGAAAGGAGAUGCUGGCCUAGGUAAAGAAGAGGGAUAUUUCAAUACUGGAGGCCAUGAAAGAAGAGUGUUGUUGUUAUUUAAAAGAAGAAGAUAAUAUGUUAGCCUCUAUUUUUUUUUUUUUUUGCGCAAAAUUCACGUAGCAUCUUUGAGCAUAAUGCUAGGGCCGAGCAUAAUUUCGAGCAUAUUUCUAUGAUUUUACGAGUGACGACGCUCAAAAGCAUAAUGCUCAAAUUUUCGAGCAUAAUUUAUUUAACCCUACCAGGGUCUGGAAGGUAUUUUCGGGAACCGGGAUUUGACCAAAAUACGGUGCGGGAUUCGGGAAAACGCAAAUUAUAUCUUGACGGGAAAUGGGAUUUGACUGCUACCCGUUAAGCGGGAUUCAUCAGAACUUGGGCACGGGAUGCGGGAUUUUUUGCCUGUCUGUCGGGAAUUCAGAAGUCGUAUUAACGGCAAAUGCGAGUCAAGCAGGUGUGCGCUCAGUGAUGCCUCCUAUCAAAGCAAACUGUAUAGAGUUAUCUUGGUAAUGAUUAUCUCAAUGAAACUGUCAAGUAAUCAGCAGACGAGCGGACAGAAGACUUCCUCUUUCAACCUGAUGUCAGAAAAGUACCAGGUAUAAACGGUGCUAUCUGACCAGUUUUAAAUAACUUGGUGCAUGCAUGCAUCCUCCUCUCUCCCUCUUCCUUUCUUCCUCCUUUUCCCCACUUUCAUCGAAAUUACUUGGAACAAAGGACAAAAUUCGGCGAAUCUCGGUUCCCUUCUUUUGCACAGUACUGUACCAUGUUAGAAGUACUGGGAACUGUUUUUCUCUUUCUCUCAGACGUCAUGUGCACAAAUUCAGCAAAUAUUCCCGGAUGCUAAAUCUGGCUACUACUGGGUCUACAUUAAGGGAAAGAAGGCACAAGUAUACUGCGACAUGGACAAUUAUGGUAUGAACGCGUUGUAUUUAUCUUGUAUCAGUCUUGUCUUUGUUGCUGGCUUUAGUUACUGAUCUAUCCAGCUGCACCCCUUGAAUUUAUUAGCUACAUGGUUCAGGCAACAGUGAAUGAUGAAAACGCUUAAAUUUAAUCUGUUUUGAGGGAGGGGAGAUGAGUAAGCCCCUCUAUUUAUGCCGCAGGAUUGAUCCAGACACUAACAAGUUACCGUAAACAGGGGGUACACACAGUACCACAGGACACUACUUCUCAGUGGCUACUUUGAGUUAGUGGUCACCAUUGGCAUUUCAUCCACAGACUCAAAAUUAUCGUACACAGCUUGGAAUAAUCUCCAAAGCAGUGGUAUCAUCGACACAUGUAGUAGUAGGUGCCAGUCGGACAGGAGUUUGUUCGUCAUGACUGUGAAAAGGAUUACGCUAAACUGCUUAAUAGAUCAGUUUUCGUUUGGUAAUGAAAGAGUGUUCUCCUAAGUAUAGUGAUUGUUCUUUACGUCAUAAACCAAUAAUUAGUAAUUAUUGAAGGAAGAUGAGUAUGAUUAUAGAGUUCAAUGAGGGUGUUAUCACAUGAUAAUAUCUUCAUUUAAAGAUGUUUUCAGACUUCUAAAACUCUCCGAGGUCUGCAUAAUUCUUCAGGGUGGCACAAAAGCCGAAUGGCUGAAGCCCCGCGCAAACGGACGCAACAUUGUUGGCAAACAACUCCCAACAUUGUUGGGAAUUGUUGCGUUCGUUUGCACUUAGCUAAAAGUUUGACCGGUUUCAAACUUAGAGCAACAACUCCCAACAACAUACAAUAACAUGCAAUUACAGAGAGUGCAAACUGACGCAACAUGUAACAUCCAAUAAUGUUGGAAGUUGUUGGUCAACAAUGUUGCAUCCGUUUGCACGUUCAUCCAAUAAUGUUUUAUUAUUCAUUCAAAAUCACUCCUAGUUUUAAAACAAGCUAAAACACUGUGUCUCGAUUGAUUUUAAGUUCCCGUUGUACAUGUUAUUUCUUGGCUUAAAUUCAGGAGAUUUAAAGCAUGUUUAGUUCUGCAUAUAUUCUCUAUGUUUUUGGGAAAGUGACUAGUUAGGCCAAAACGUGACUGUAAAUGUUCCGCUAUAUUGUAUUACAUAAGGUACAUAGAAAAACAAGCAAACAUUGCUGUUUUUCACUAGUUGGAUAAAUUCCUUUUCAGGAAUCCUUUUUCAGUUGGGAAUGUCUGGCGUGUUCGCUAAAGCAACCAUAAACCACGCUCAUUUUUAAUUUGAGUCUGUUUGCUAAACCAAUCAAAUCCUUAUAUUCUUCUCUAUUUGUUGUUGACGUCGUAAUUGACUUAAUUUUGUUCAUGUGCAAUCAUUUCAAGUUCAAAAGAAAAUCGCUCUUGCCCCCAACCCAGAAGCCCGUAAAAUGUAACAUCCAGAUCACGGCAAAUUAGAGGGACUCUUCCGGGAUCUUUUUUAAUCACUUGAACUAUUAGGUGGAGGAUGGACGCUUGUUGCAAGUAUCAGUUCUUCCAGUAAUGACCAUCUUUUGAGAGCAGAAGUCAACUGCUUCAAUUCAACACGUUGCGUUGAGUUCAUCAACACCUCAACUCCAUGCAGGAAAUUAUCGGAUGAGGACAUCCACGAGAUCGCAGCAGACGAAGGUAUAAGGAAUAGAAACUAG
Messenger RNA from Porites lobata, 4356 nucleotides. Lineage: Eukaryota; Metazoa; Cnidaria; Anthozoa; Scleractinia; Poritidae. The record is from the annotation of a GenBank genome assembly.